AUGCAAGAAAAGAUACCAAGAAAGAAAACAUCUGUAGAAUCAUCUCAACAACAGUGUUUUGGAAAACGCAUUAGAGGGAUUUUGAACAAGGAUAGGAAGUGUGAUGAUAAUCUAUCUUCUGUUCCUUAUGGUGAAACUAUGGUAUCUGGAAUGCGUCCUAUAAUACUUGGACAUACAUCUUCGAAGAGUGCAUUAGAAAUUACUGAUGGAUGUAGCUUUGUUUCUUCCGAAAAUUCUGUAGGCUCAAUUAAAAGUUGUGGUUAUCCUAGUAUAUCUGCUUCUAGUGGUUCGAAAACAGCUGUAUUCCAUCAAAAUGCUCCAUAUAGAAAAUCAAAUGUCUCUAUUGGUUCAUCCAAUGGGUUUGGAAGACGCAAUUUUAGCGAUGAUCAACGUAGUGCUUCAAGUUCUCGUAGUUCAUAUUCUGAGGAUAUUCAGCGAUUGGGGUUUUUUUCCUACAAUGCGAUAGGAACAAAUGGUGAAUUUUCUUUUGAAAAACCAAAAGACGAUUCUGUUAUUGAGCAUAUGUUUGUUGAGCUUCUUAAUAUGAAGAAUGUUCCCCUUGAUGCUCGUGGAAAAAUGAUGGGUUGGUCAGCUUUUAAGAAAUGGCAGAUGAUAUAUCAAGAUGCUCUUCAAGAAUAUCAAAACAAAAAAAAAUGGAUUACUUCUCAUGGUUAUGAGGGAGAUAAAGGUUCUCCUCAAUGGUUUGUUAGGAAAAUUGUUGACAAUUCUAUUAAAAUUAAACAAUUAUCAACGUUAAGUCUUUCUUUACGGACUCAACCUAUUAGUUGGGUAAAAUCAUUUAUUAAGUGUCAAGGGCAAGUCGCUUUAACUAAUGUUUUAAGUCAUAUAACUCAGCGUGUUAAUAAGCGUGAUGAUGAUAUACUUAAAGAGUUGGAGAUUUUGAAAUGUCUUAAGUCGCUUUUAAACAAUACUUAUGGAGCUGAUGAUGCUAUUGAGCAUCAGUCUUGCGUAAAUUCAGUAGCGAGUUCUUUACUUUCACCGCAUCUUCCCUCUCGGAAACUUGCUGCUGAGGUUUUAACUUUUAUAUGUCAUUGGGAUAAACCAAAUGGGCAUUCUGUUGUAUUACUUGCUAUGGAGCAUUUGCGGUCUUAUUUGGGCGAGCUUGGUCGUUUUGAUGCAUGGAUGAGAGUUCUUGAGCUUACUGUGGAUGGAAGAGGAAAAAUGGGAAGUCUUGUUGGUGCCAGUGAUGAAAUACGUCGUGGUGGAAUAGGUGUUGAAAAUAUUCUUAUGGAAUAUGCUCUUGCAAAUCUUUUUUUGAUUAAUUCUUUAUGUAAUGGUGCUGACGAUGUUCGAGAGAGAUUACAUAUUCGCAGUCAGUUUAAAACAUGUGGUUAUCAAAGAAUGGCUUUAAAAAUGCAGCAGUUUCAUCAUGAUGUAAUAGAUCGUCAACUUGAAAAAUUUGAAAAUGAUGAAGCACUUGAUUAUGAAGAUUUGUUUGAAAAGGAUGCUCGGGAUGAGAUUAGGAAUUUAGAUAAUCCAUUGGAGUUGAUGGGUAUAAUAUGGAAGCGAAUUGAGGGUACUAGGGCUCAAGAUUUUUUUCUUUCUACAUUACAACAUCUUUUAUUGAUACGUGAUGACGGAGAGGAUCGUUCUAAAGUUUUUCAGCUUAUUGAUGCUAUUCUUACUUACGUUGUUAUGGAUCAUCGUAUGACUGGAAUGGAUCCUACUCAUGCUCUGAAUUUUUCUAUACAAGGUGUUGUUAGUAAACUUCUUACUGAUGAGGAAGCUCGAAAGGCCGUAGAGGAAGCUAAGGAAGCUCGUAUGAUUGCAGAAAGGGUUACUAUAGAAAGAGAUACUAUGGCUGCUGAGAUUGCUGCUGGUGCUGAUGGUUUGGUUGGGAGAUUAAAAAAAGAGUUAAUGGAGCAAGCUGAAGCGCUUGAAACUCAAAGAAGACAAAAUGCUGUUUUGAGAAGUGAAGUAGAGGAAUUACAGAGAGUUCAUAUGUUGCAACUUCAGAAAAGUGAGAUUGAAACAAGAGAACUUUAUAUGAUAAUACGUGACGCAAGUCCUGAAAUUUGGAAAAAUAGGAAAGGUGUUCUUGAUAGGAAAGCAUUAAUGGAUAAAUUGGAGAAACAGCUUGAACGUAAAAAAACAGAAUUUAAAUUAGAAGGGAAGGCUUGGCAAAAUGCUUCUUCAAGUAAGCGUUUAAAAGAACUUCAUGAUCAUAUGGAGAAGCUUCAAUUAGAUACAAAUGAUAUUAAUUCUCAGAUUAUUAAUGAUACAAAUCAAGUAUUACAAACUCAAGAUGCACAAGAAAAUUUGUCGUUUUUUGGUUCAACUAGAAUUAAAUCUAAUAAAUACUCACCACAUACCAUUACACAUCAUUCAAGAUCAACUGUACGGUCUAUUUCUGCGAAUUAUAUUCAUGAUACAAAAAGUGUAUGUGGUAUUCAACAAAUAGUACAAUAUAAAAAGGAACAUGUGGAAGAAAAUACUAACUACGUUUUUAUGGAUGAACUUUCUUCUAAAAUAAGACAUUUUAAUGAUAACGACAAUAUGGAUGAUAUUAUUGGGCAUGUUAUAUUUUCUGAAAGUCAGACCGAAAGUACUGAUUUUGAUCAUUUUGGAUGGAAUGAUGAAAAUUUAUCAAGUCAUCCUCAAACUCAAGGCUCCCAAGUUUCUUUUUCUGAUGAAAAUACUAUUCAUAGAGCUUAUUCUGAAGCUAGUACUGAAGAUAUUUCUAUUCCUUCUUCACUGCCUCCUCCUCCUCCCCCUCCCCCUCCUCCUCCUCCUCCUCCUCCUCCUCCUCCCCUCCUCCUCCUCCUCCUCCUCCUCCUCCCCUCCUCCUCCCCUCCUCCUCCUCCCCCUCCUCCUCCUCCUCCCCCUCCUCCUUCUUUUAAUAUGGUUGUUACCGAACUUGUAGUUCCUGAGGAUCCAUCGGAUGCAUCUUCUCUUUUUUCACCUCCACUUACUCAUUUGACGAAUAAAACAUCAAUAAUUACAUGCAGUGAUGCUGGUGCUCCUACAUCUAAUACUAUUUCUUUACAAUCUCAGGUUUUUGUAGAAAAAUCUGGUACAGCUGUUAAAGAAAUUCCUUUACAUAGUGGAGAGGUUGGCAGAACAGGGCUUCCAUUUAUUAACCCGGAAAUUAAAACACAUAUUAUGAUGAUGAGACCAAAGAAGAAACUUAAGCCAAUGCAUUGGGAUAAACUCGAUACUGAUGUAGAAUAUACUCUUUGGUCUCAAAUGAAAUUAGAUCCUAAUGCUCUCGCUGGAGUUCUUUCUAAAAAAGGUAUAUUGGAUGAAAUUGAAAAAGCGUUUGCUAUGAAAGAGACGAAAAUUAUCAAUACUAGGACUUCAAAGAAAAAAGAGUUUUUAUCACCUGAUCUUCAGCAACGUUUUGGUAUAAAUUUUCAUAAAUUUUCGAAUUUAUCUGUGACUGAAAUUAUGACUAAAAUUCUUCAUUGUGAUUCUGACACUAUGGAUCUUGUUGAUUUUCUUAGUGAUGAUAAAUUAUUGAGUAUUGAACAUUUAAAAGCAGGUUUGGAGCCUUAUAGAACAGAUUGGGUUGCUGGUGGAACAAGAAUAAAUCCUGAGAAGAAUAUAGAAGAACUUAGUCGGUGGGAUCAAGUAUAUUUACAUUUAUUUAUUGAUUUGGGGCAUUAUUGGCAAAGAAGGAUGAUGGCAUUAAAAAUGAAAAUUAAUUUGGAACGUUCUUAUACAGAUCUAAUUAGAGAUAUUAAGUGUAUAGAGACAGCUGCGUUAGCUAUAAAAGGUUCUCAGAAUUUUAGGGAAUUAUUGGAUGUAAUUUUGCAUGUUGGAAAUUAUAUGAAUGAUUCUGGGAAACAGGCUCAUGGGUUUAAAAUGACAACACUUCAGAGACUUCCUAUGACAAAAGAUGAUAGAAAUUGUUUAACAUUCUUACAUUUAGUAGAAAAAGUAAUUCGUACUAAUUUUCCACGGCUGGAGGAAUUUUUGGAUGAUUUUAAAGAGGUUAGUGCUGCUGCAAAGAUUAAUCUUGAUCAUAUUACUUCAGAAUGUAAAACAUUGGUUGAUACUGUUUUUAGCAUUGAAAGAGCGCUUAAUACAGGAAGUCUUAGUGAUGCUUCUGUAUUUCAUCCUGAAGAUAAAAUACUGAAUAUUGUACUUCCGUUUUUACCUGAAGCAAAAAAAAAAGUUGGGUAUAUACAAGAUCAUCUUAGUAGUAUGGAAACAACAUUUGAGAAUGUUUUAAGGUAUUUUGGUGAAGAACCUUCAGAUUUGCAAGCUAAAUCAACAUUUUUUCGUAAAUUUGAGAUGUUUUCUAAAGAUUAUAAGAAAGCACAAAAAGAAAAUUUAGAGUAUGAAGAAGAAUCCCAUCGUCAACUUCUUAGAAGAAGGGCGUUAAAUGCUGCAUCAAAAAGUAAUAUUUUGGAUGCAGCAAUGGAUGAAAAUGCUAAAUCUGAUACUUUCAUUAUGGAUAAUUUACUUGAAAAGCUUAGGGUAGCGCCUGCUGAAAACAGAAAAGCAAGGAGAAGACUAGUUGCUAAAAAUCUACAACUUAACGGUUCUCAUUCAGAAAUUUCUAAUACUCCAAAGAAUAGUUCUAUAUGUUCUUCAUCUCCUGUAGAUGAAUUGUCUAUUAAAAUGAGGGAGGUAGAAACAGAAUAUAAUUCGUCCAUUUCAAAAUUAUCUGUAGUAGAAUCAUCUACUUCUGUGAUUCCAGCUGUUUCUGUAUCAUCAAGAACAAUGUCAAACAAAGAUGUUGCUGCAAAAGCACAAAGUAUGCUUGAAGGUUUAAGAUGUGGAAAAAUAUCAAAAGCCUCUGUAUUAAAACUAAGUGAUAAUUCGCCAAUGAAUGACUCAGAUUGUUUAGGGAAUAAUGCUCAGGAUAAAAUAAACAAUAUAGAUUAA
Molecule: messenger RNA, 4854 nt
Organism: Pneumocystis jirovecii RU7
Lineage: Eukaryota; Fungi; Ascomycota; Pneumocystomycetes; Pneumocystales; Pneumocystaceae
Exons: 9
Coding region: 1-4854 (1617 amino acids)
Biological process (GO): mitotic actomyosin contractile ring assembly; actin filament bundle assembly; barbed-end actin filament capping
Cellular component (GO): mating projection tip; cell division site
Molecular function (GO): actin binding; small GTPase binding
Source: RefSeq, a predicted model, not a curated record